UGAGUUUCUUUUGGAUGUGUUCAAAUAUAUUCAAUAAUUUUGUGACUGUUUGUUUAUUUAACGUUAAUAAAAUUAAAAAAAUAAGAAAAUUUUCAUUCAAUAUUUGUGUUUUGAAGUGUCAACCAGAAAAUGGAUGCAAAAACCCGUAGUGCUACCAAAGGAGCAAAAACUCCACUGCCAUCUGAGAAGAAAAAGUUACAGGACCAGAAACUUUCCGCAGAUGAAAAGUCAUGUAUAGCCGAAUUGAAGAAAUUGUAUUUGGAAACAAUAAAACUAGAUGUAGACUUGCAGCGCGAAAUCUACAAUCUUGAAAAAUCAUUCGAGAAGAAACACAAUGCAAUUUUUGAUAAACGCACUAAACUAUUAGACGAUUUCAAAAAUGUAGCCAAGGGUGGAGAUGCAAAAGAUGAAGGUCACAACAUUAACAAUUUCUGGCUGAAGGUCUUAAAAUCAUCCUAUACGGAAUUUAUAAGUAAAAGGGAUGAGAAAAUAUUGGUGCAUUUAAGCGAUAUACGUUCAAAACUUUAUAAUGAACCGGACGUAAAAUUCGUUAUUGAAUUUUUAUUUGAGCCCAAUGAAUAUUUUUCUAAUCGCAUUUUAACUAAAACAUAUUUCCUUAACUGUUUGCCGGAUAUGGAUAACCCUUUGUCUUAUGAUGGGGCCGAGAUCUAUAAAUGUGAGGGUUGUGAGAUUGAUUGGAAGCAGGGAUAUAAGGAACAUGAUAAAAAAAGUUUGACUUCAUUUUUCGAUUUUUUUGAUCCACCUACACUACCUGAUAAUACCGAAGAUCCUACUUAUGCUGAUAUUAAUGUAAUUUUACAAAAUGAUUUCGAAUUGGGUUUCUAUUUGAAAGAACGUGUUAUACCCAAGGCUGUAAUGUUUUUCACCGGCGAAAUAGCCGAUUGCCUAAGUUCUGAUUCGGAAUCUGAUACCGAUGAUGAGGACACCGAAGGCAAUCCAACUUCUGAAUGUUUCCCAGCAGCUAAAUAAUUAAAACAAAAUCUUUAAAUUAAUGCUAAUUAUACAUAUAUAUAGAGAUUACAAACUUUAUUAUAAUUAUAAUCAUAAAUCUGAAAUUAUUUUGAUUUUAGGACAUCUUCCAAUUACUUUACAUAAUUUUUUUUGUUGAUUUUGUAACGGUUUCAAAA
Molecule: messenger RNA, 1148 nt
Organism: Calliphora vicina (urban bluebottle blowfly)
Lineage: Eukaryota; Metazoa; Arthropoda; Insecta; Diptera; Calliphoridae
Gene: mil
Product: milkah
Exons: 6
Coding region: 130-990 (286 amino acids)
Biological process (GO): nucleosome assembly
Cellular component (GO): chromatin; nucleus
Molecular function (GO): chromatin binding; histone binding
Source: RefSeq, a predicted model, not a curated record